AUGAACACCAACGAUGCAAAGGAAUAUCUCUCCAGAAGGGAGAUACCUCAACUCUUUGAGAGUCUGCUGACUGGUCUGAUGUACUACCGCCCAGAUGACCCUUUAGAAUAUCUAGAGACAUGCCUUAAGAAAGUGAGGGAUCUUGGUGGGACUGACAAAGUCCGGUGGGACACGUUCGUCGGGCAGGAGAAAAAGUCAUUACCGCCUCUCAAUGGUGGACAGUCACGCCGAUCCUUUUUCCGAAAUGUUCUCCCUGACAGUCCCAACUUUCCUUAUCGGCGGUAUGAGCGCCUCCCACCCAUCAAUCAGUUUUCCAUCGAGAGUGACUCAGAUUUGUCUGAGACAGCAGAGCUCAUAGAGGAAUAUGAAGUUUUUGACCCAUCUCGACCCAGACCCAAAGUCAUCCUCAUUAUAGGUGGCCCAGGCAGCGGUAAAGGUACACAGUGUCUGAAGAUUGCCGAGCGCUAUGGCUUUGAAUAUGUCUCAGUGGGAGAGCUACUCAGGAAAAAGAUGAUCCACAAUGCCACCAGCAACAGGAAAUGGAGCCUGAUUGCUAGGAUAAUCACCAAUGGGGAACUGGCACCACAGGAAACCACCAUAACUGAGAUCAAGCAGAAGAUCAUGAAGAUUCCCGAGGCCAGCGGUAUAGUUAUAGACGGCUUCCCGCGAGAUGUGGGACAAGCACUUUCCUUUGAGGACCAGGUCUGUACUCCAGACUUGGUGGUGUUUCUGGCUUGUUCUAAUCAGCGUCUGAAGGAGCGCCUGGAGAAACGAGCAGAACAGCAGGGUCGCCCAGACGACAACCCUAAAGCUAUCGAUCGACGCUUGACUAAUUUCAAACAGAAUGCCAUCCCCCUGGUUAAAUACUUCCAAGAAAAAGGCCUCAUCGUCACACUUGAUGCAGAUCGAGAUGAAGAGGAAGUCUUCUAUGACAUCAGCAUGACAGUUGACAACAAACUGUUCCCCACCAAAGAACCUGUGGCAGGACCCAGUGAACUCGACCUCAGUCUGAUCGCAGACAGCAGCAGUCUGACAGAUGUACCUGCCAAAUUUGAUGAGCAGGCUGAUGAAGAGGUGGCUGAAUAUGCAGAGGCGAUUGGAGAAAGUUUUCCAAUGGAGACCAAGAAGUCAAAGGUCAUCUUUGUGAUCGGUGGGCCAGGAUCAGGGAAAGCUCUCCAGUCAGAAAAGAUAGAAGAGCGGUACAGUUUGAAGCGGCUGUGUCCCGGGGACAUCCUGUGCAGUGAGCUGCAGUCUCACAGCGAGAGAGGACGCUUUCUCCGAGACCUUCUGGAAAGAGGAGAGCAGCUUCCCGAGGACACACUGCUGGAUCUGUUGUGUGAGGCCAUGGCAUCUACUGUACGUCAGGGAAAGGGCUUCCUGGUAACAGGCUUCCCGAAGAAUGAGAAGCAGGCGCAAGAAUAUGAAGCCAAGAUGGGCCAGCCAGACAUAGUUCUGCUACUUGAAUGUUCUGCAGACAUCAUGAGUCGACGGCUACAGCAGAGGGCCACCUGCAGCCUGCACAGUAAAGAAGCCCGAGACAGAGAUACUCGCCGUAGAGUAGACGGGUUCUGCAGCCUGAUCAAUCCUGUGGUCGCUCACUAUCAACACAGAGAAUUUUUCCAUAAGAUUGAUGCUGAACAGCCCCCGGAAGACGUCUUUGAGCACAUCUGCGUGGUCUUAGACUCCUGCUAG
Danio rerio (zebrafish) is the source of this 1692-nucleotide messenger RNA. RefSeq names its product adenylate kinase 5 (gene ak5). Gene Ontology annotation, cellular component: cytoplasm. Gene Ontology annotation, molecular function: nucleoside diphosphate kinase activity; AMP kinase activity; ATP binding. Lineage: Eukaryota; Metazoa; Chordata; Actinopteri; Cypriniformes; Danionidae. The record is from RefSeq and is marked provisional.